Molecule: messenger RNA, 8906 nt
Organism: Nerophis lumbriciformis (worm pipefish)
Lineage: Eukaryota; Metazoa; Chordata; Actinopteri; Syngnathiformes; Syngnathidae
Gene: trpm3
Product: transient receptor potential cation channel, subfamily M, member 3
Biological process (GO): protein tetramerization; monoatomic cation transmembrane transport; metal ion transport
Cellular component (GO): plasma membrane
Molecular function (GO): monoatomic cation channel activity
Source: RefSeq, a predicted model, not a curated record
GUAACCGAUUUAGGAGGCAUCUGCAAACCAGUAAGUAGGUCGCACUCCUUGCAGGAAUAGAAACGCUGUUUUUUUUUCUUCUUCCGUUCUCCAUCAGGAUUCCCUCUUAAGGACGAUACUGCCAACGGUUCACUCAGUUUUUUCUUCGUCCUCCUUUCUGUCAUCACCUGUCUUUUUCACAACUCUGCUUUUUUUUUCUUCAGCAUCAUCUGUGUCUCCUCGUUCGCUCUCGCUCUCUCUUUCUCUCUCUCUCUCUCUCUCUCUCUCGUGGAGCCAAUGGUGGAAACGCAGCCUCCAAUGUAACUCAUUGGCCGUCACACCGCUUGAUGCGCUCCGUCCUCUCCCUUCUGCGCUAUUCUGCACUGCACUGCUUCUCUCUCUCCCCGCCCCCCCACUCUUCCUUUUUCUCCAACCUGCAUCCCUCUCGCACUUGAGUGCGUUCCUCAGCUCCGCGCCACUUGGGGGAAAUACCGUGCGCUCUGUGGAAACUAAUGCUUUUUGGGUUCCCCCAGCCUUUCCUCGGACUCCGUGGAUGUGUGUGGGCCUGAGGAGGGCUCCAGGGUACGGGGGGAGGAGCUGCUCAAGUGGGCGCAUCUUCUAGGCUUCUUCCAAGCCGUGGUCGUGGUUGAUGGUGGCGCCUGGAGGGUCAUGCCCUGGGACUUGUGCGCUUUACGGUGCUCGGAGUUGGAGAUCCUCUCCCCUUUCCGCGCCCCCCGGCGGGGCAAGCUUGAGCCCGGUGCCGGGGGAAGCUGAAGAGCAGGCACCAUGAACCAACUGGACGCGCCGCGGCCACUCAACUGGACCAUCAGGAAGCUGUGCCACGCAGCCUUCCUGCCGUCCGUACGCCUACUCAAGGCACAGAAGUCCUGGAUAGAGAGAGCGUUCAGCAAGAGGGAAUGUGUUCACAUCAUCGUGAGCGCCAAAGACCCCCAUAGGUGCUGUUGCGGCCGUUUGAUAGGCCAGCAUGUGGGUCUGCCUCCGGGCAUCUCAUCGAGUCAGAAUGAUAAGGCGGAACGGUUGGCCAAGAAUGGCGGUCUGUCUGAGAAGUGGUCCAUCAGCAAACACACCCAGCUCAGCCCCACCGACGCAUUCGGCACCAUCGAGUUCCAGGGCGGAGGACACUCCAACAAAGCCAUGUAUGUCCGAGUGUCUUACGACACCAAGCCCGACCUGCUGCUGCACCUGAUGACCAAGGAGUGGCAGCUGGAACUGCCCAAGCUGCUCAUCUCCGUCCACGGCGGGCUGCAGAACUUUGAACUGCAGCCAAAACUCAAGCAGGUGUUUGGCAAAGGGCUCAUAAAGGCCGCCAUGACAACCGGAGCCUGGAUCUUCACGGGAGGGGUGAACACAGGGGUCAUUCGCCAUGUCGGCGAUGCGCUCAAAGACCAUGCCUCCAAGUCUAGGGGAAAGAUCUGCACUAUUGGCAUUGCUCCCUGGGGCAUCGUUGAAAACCAAGAGGAUCUCGUUGGGAAAGAUGUGGUGCGGCCGUACCAAACCAUGUCCAACCCCAUGAGCAAGCUGACCGUUCUCAACAGUCUGCACUCGCACUUCAUCCUGGCGGACAACGGCACCACGGGGAAGUACGGGGCCGAGGUCAAACUGCGACGGCAGUUGGAGAAACACAUCUCCUUGCAGAAGAUCAACACGCGUAUAGGUCAGGGUGUGCCAGUGGUGGCUCUCAUUGUGGAAGGAGGGCCCAAUGUGAUCUCCAUAGUGCUGGAGUACCUCAGGGACACGCCCCCAGUCCCUGUGGUGGUGUGUGAUGGCAGCGGGAGAGCCUCAGACAUCUUGGCGUUUGGUCACAAAUACUCCGAAGAGGGAGGCAUAAUUAAUGAGUCUCUGCGAGACCAGUUGCUGGUGACCAUCCAGAAAACGUUCACCUACAGCCGCAGCCAGGCUCAACAUCUGUUCAUCAUUCUCAUGGAGUGCAUGAAGAAGAAAGAGCUGAUAACGGUCUUUCGGAUGGGGUCAGAGGGUCAUCAAGACAUCGACCUUGCCAUCCUCACUGCACUGCUUAAAGGUGCCAACGCUUCAGCUCCUGACCAGUUGAGUUUGGCUCUGGCGUGGAACCGAGUUGACAUCGCCCGCAGUCAGAUCUUCAUCUAUGGGCAGCAGUGGCCUGUCGGUUCCCUGGAGCAAGCCAUGUUGGACGCCUUGGUUCUGGACCGAGUGGACUUUGUCAAGUUGCUGAUUGAAAAUGGAGUCAGCAUGCACCGCUUCCUCACCUUGUCCAGGCUGGAGGAGCUCUACAACACGAGACACGGCCCGUCCAACACGCUCUACCACCUUGUCAGGGACGUCAAAAAGGGAAACCUGCCCCCAGACUACCGCAUCAGCCUCAUCGACAUCGGAUUGGUCAUUGAAUACCUCAUGGGCGGGGCUUAUCGUUGUAACUACACCAGGAAGAGAUUCAGGACUCUGUACCACAACCUUUUUGGACCAAAGAGGCCCAAAGCCUUGAAACUGCUGGGGAUGGAGGACGACAUGCCGAUUCGAAGGGGCCGCCAGAAAACCACGCGCAAGAGAGAGGAGGAGGUGGACAUCGAUCUGGACGACCCAGAAAUCAACCACUUCCCUUUCCCCUUCCACGAGCUGAUGGUGUGGGCCGUGCUGAUGAAGCGCCAGAAGAUGGCGCUGUUCUUCUGGCAGCACGGCGAAGAGGCCAUGGCCAAGGCCCUGGUCGCGUGCAAACUGUGCAAGGCCAUGGCCCACGAAGCGUCCGAGAAUGACAUGGUGGACGACAUCUCGCAGGAGCUCAACCACAACUCCAGAGAGUUUGGCCAGCUGGCAGUGGAACUUCUGGACCAGUCCUAUAAACAGGACGAGCAGAUGGCCAUGAAGCUCCUGACUUAUGAGCUGAAGAACUGGAGCAACGCCACCUGCCUGCAGCUGGCGGUAGCGGCCAAACAUCGAGAUUUCAUCGCGCACACCUGCAGCCAGAUGCUGCUGACCGACAUGUGGAUGGGACGACUGCGGAUGCGCAAGAACUCAGGACUGAAGGUGAUCUUGGGUCUGCUCUUGCCGCCGUCCAUCCUGAGCCUGGAGUUCAAGAACAAGGACGAGAUGUCCUACAUGCCCCAGGAUCAGGAGGCCUACUUGCAGGAGAAGGAGGAAGAGGAGCCGGAGAAACCAGUCAAGGAGAAAGAGGAGGAAGACAUGGAGUUCACAGUAAGGUCUUACUGUGAGGCGCAGUACAACUCCGUGGCGAUGCUGGGAAAGGUAACCACGGAGACAUCCAGGAAGAAGGACGUGGAGGAGGUUCAGAACCGCCACCGCCUGAUCCCCAUGGGACGCAAGAUCUACGAGUUUUACAACGCUCCCAUCGUCAAGUUCUGGUUCCAUACGAUGGCCUACGUGGGCUACCUGAUGUUGUUCAACUACAUUGUCCUGGUCAAGAUGGACCUGUGGCCCUCCACUCAGGAGUGGAUCGUCAUCGCGUACAUCUUCACCAACGGCAUUGAGAAGAUGAGAGAGAUCCUUAUGUCAGAGCCGGGAAAGUUGUUACAGAAGGUCAAGGUGUGGCUUCAGGAGUAUUGGAACAUCACAGACCUCAUGGCCAUCCUCAUAUUUUCUGUCGGCAUGGUUCUGCGUCUCCAGGAGCCUCCGCUCAUGAGCUAUGGACGGGUCAUCUAUUGCGUCAACAUCAUCUACUGGUACAUCCGGCUGCUCGACAUCUUUGGUGUCAACAAGUACCUGGGGCCCUAUGUCAUGAUGAUUGGCAAGAUGAUGAUCGACAUGAUGUACUUUGUCAUCAUCAUGUUGGUGGUGCUCAUGAGCUUCGGGGUGGCCCGGCAGGCCAUCCUCAACCCCAAUGAAGAUCCAUCUUGGAUGCUGGCAAGGAACAUCUUCUUCAUGCCUUACUGGAUGAUCUACGGAGAGGUCUUUGCGGACCAGAUUGACCAUAUGCGUAUUAGGAAGUUACAGCAAAGGCUGAAUGAGAAAAUCUGGCUGGCCGAAAAUUACUUGCGAACGUACGGAACCUGGCGUAGUAACUGUCCAUCCCACAGUGGCCAGUGCAGUCAGAAUCCCACGCCCUGCGGACAGAACAUCACCACCGAGGACGGGGUGGUGGCUUUGCCUCCGUGCAAGACGGGCGCCUGGAUUGUCCCCGCCAUCAUGGCGUGUUACCUGCUGGUGGCCAACAUCCUGCUUGUCAACCUACUCAUUGCUGUGUUCAACAACACCUUCUUCGAGGUGAAGUCCAUCUCCAACCAGGUUUGGAAGUUCCAGCGUUACCAGCUCAUCAUGACCUUCCACGAGCGCCCGGUCCUUCCCCCACCGCUCAUCAUCUUCAGUCACAUCACCAUGGUUCUCAAGCACUUGUGUUGUCGCUGGCGCAAGCACGACGACGACGAGAGGGACUAUGGACUCAAGCUUUUCAUCACGGAGGACGAGCUGAAGAAAGUCCACGACUUUGAGGAGCAGUGCAUCGAGGAGUAUUUCCGGGAGAAAGAUGACCGAUUCCACUCUUCUAACGACGAGAGGAUCCGAGUGACUUCUGAAAGGGUGGAGAACAUGGCCAUGCGUCUUGAGGAGGUCAACGAAAGAGAACACUUCAUGAAGGCCUCGCUGCAGACGGUCGACAUCCGCCUGGCGCAAAUGGAGGAGCUGAUCGGACGAAUCGCCGUGGCCUUGGAGCGCGUGACGGGCGUCGAGCGCGGGGAAGUCAACAAAGUCCGAUCCCGCACGUCGUCCGACUGCACGGACUCGGCGUACAUCCUCCGCCAAGGGGACUGUGCGGACGCCGCCUACAUCCUCCGGCAGAGCAGCUUCAACAGCACUGAGGGGAACGCGUACCGUUUGCAGGAGGCACUUGAAGGCACCGCCGAAGGCUCCAUGUCCCCGCCCUCCCCCACCGGCAUGGCGGCGCGGAGGAGGAGUCAUUCGUUUUACGGCGCAGGCGGCCGAGGAGGCGAACGCUGCAGUGGUGCCGAACGAGCCGAUAGCUUCUUCAAAGAACGCUCGCUCAGUCUGCAUCGAGCCAACAGCUCACAGUCCGUGUCAUCGGCAGCCGCCACCAAAGAGUCUAAGCCCCUCCCCCUGGCGACGUUGUCCGUCUCCCAGCAGCACCGCCCGUCGUCGUGUAUCGAUAUUUACGUGUCCACGUCUGAAGAGGUGGGGCCCGCGGAGGUUUUUCUCGAUCCUCUGCGCAUGGUCCCGCCGCUCCAAAGAGAGGCGUCGUUGCAUUCCGACGCCAUGGAGACGGUGCUGCCGGGAGGCCGGGACUUCAGCAGCGCCGCCGCCGGUUUGGGUGACAGGCACUCGGAGGGCGGCGCCGCCGGAGCCAUGUUUGACGACAGCGCGGCGGCGGAUUUGUCGCUGUGCUCGUCCCACCUGCUGCCGGACUCCGCCCUGGCCCCUUGGGACACGGAACCGUCGCCGCCGCCGUCCGCCGGGCCGCUCGAGCGCUCCAAGAGCAGCCGCCUCCUCUCCGCGGUGGGCACAUCUUUCCUGGAGGAGCCUCCUUUGGUCAAGUCGCACAGCCUCGUGUUCACGCCCAGAGGCUGUUACGGCGGACUGGGGGCGGGCGUCCAGGUGAAGGCGGCGGAGUACACCAGCAUCACCGACUGCAUCGACAUCCGCUGCGUGUCGUCGCCGUACACCCCCGUAGAACGCUCACACUCCCCCGGGGGGUCCACAUCCUUCCCCUUCGACAAGCCCUCGGACAUUAUCUCCUCCCACCCCGAGAGAGAGGCUGAGCUCAGUCACACCGAGUCCGACCCGGAGGACCUCGAGGAGUCCGACGCCCCUCGCCGGGGGACCCUCGGCGGGGCCCCUCUCUGCUCCCCCUACUCCAGGAUGGAGCGGGCCAACAGCUGCUCUUCGGACGACUCCCAUCCUUCGCUCACACCGGCCCCUCCGCACCGGAAGAGCCUGUCGGUGAGUGAGAGGAUGGAGAGGGGACCGGCUGGUCCGGGGGCAGACAGGGGGCCUGGCCCUGGUGGGCGGGGUCUGGCGGGAACCAGAAACCCCUUCCUCCGGAGCAAAACCGGGGCGCGACCUGACGCAGGCAAGACUGACAGCCUCUCCAUGAGGAAGCUGGCGGCUCCGUCGGCGUUUCGCAGCUUUGAUAGACAAAACUACACGUGACAACACACACACACACACACACACACACACACACACACACACGCUGCAAGAACCAGAGAAGAGGAGCGCAAAGGGAAAGGGGGGUUGGGGGGAUCUCUGCCCCUUAUAUCUCAAUCUGAACCAGGUGCUGGAGCUCGUGAGCGACUCCCUCCUGCACACCAAAAACCAAACAAAGAGCUACGAAUCUCGAUUCCGAUUCCAUCCCUUCUUCUCACGGACCUCCUUCACUCCCUUUCCAUGGAAGCCGCGCUCGAGCUGUAGGUCUUCCACCCUCCAUCUUGAAACGUGUCCUUGUCUCGCCCGGGCAAGAACGAAAACGAACGUAAGACAAAGACCAGGAAGUCCGUUUAACGGUAGACUGCAAAACAAUGUGAAGCGGAGCGACGUACAGUAGGGGAGGGAUUCAUACGGCCCUCGUUCCUGGGUUUAUCUCGCAUGAGGGGACUUUGCAAUGCAGUCUGCUGAAAAUGAUGGAAAAGCGCCACUCUACAUGGCAUAUGCCAGAAAACACCAUUUUCAAUUUUUUUUUAAAAAUUGUCACGUUUCAUGUGUCAGGUAAACCGUGACCAAUUGGGCCAUAUGGAUCCUCUUCCUACUGUAGCUGUUUUAUUGUCCAAUCACGAUGCACUAUGUAGUUGGCAUGGCAACCCCCUAACUGUCCAUCCCUGUUAUCCCCUGUAGGCACUGAUCAGCAUCCGUUUAACAAGGCAAUUAUGUGAACCGUUCCGUCGUCCAACACGAAUCUACGAAUCUCCGGUUGAAGCGCUCUGCAGUCAAAAGGUGACAACUUUAUGGCGCGUAAUGUGUCGAGUCAGCAAUCUGUGUGUCACAUGGCCACGUGGUAAGAGAGGAAAAACCAGACAUUGAAGCUGGGAAGUGGAAGACAACGUAAACGUAUUCAGUCACCAAAGAAUAAUUGUUGUUUCUUGUUCUGGCUCCUUAACAUUCAGGUUUUACUUUCACUUUCUUUUAUGGAUCUGUGGUCAAAUUGUCAUCCGUCAAAUUACUCCCACUACAGUCGUCCCUCGCACGAAUAUGAAGCAUAUUCUUUGUAUUUGUGGCCUAAAUUAAGAAUUUUAAAGCAAAAAUAAUGUCUGAACCAGGGAUGUCAGAGUGGACUUCUGCCGUAGCUCCGUCCAGCUGCUUCUCCGUCAAACACACCAUCAGCAGCUUGUCCUUAUUCUCACGGAUAAAUGUCCCCCGCUUCGAUAUUAUUUUAACGUCCCUGUCCCAGGGACGACUGUACCGCUUCUCGCUCGGUUCUGCCUUUCAAAAUAAAACGGCUCCGUCGGUACUGCGCUAAAGUCUGAGGUCACACACACGCCAUUUUAACGGGAGCAAUACAAAUUAUUCAGACAAAAGCAAUUUUCAUCAAAGAACCCUUAAAAGUCUGGUGAGGAUCAGGAUAAAGAUGCAGAUGCAGGAAGUUGAUACACCGUGCACUACGAAGAACUGUCCAGGGACUUGUUAUAUUUUAAUGAUGGGGGUGUCCUGAUCCGGCAUUGAUAUCUGAUAUAAAUCCAAUAUCAGCAACAACAACAAAAAACAAGUAUCGAAUGAUAUCAGCUUUCAUCUAAAAUUUCCAAUAUACCAGCAGUCCUGCAGUCCGUUUAGAAAGCUUGAAAUGUAAAUAUAUAAGGUAAACAUGUACUGGAGGCUAGCGGCUACACAGCACCUGAGCACACAAUAGCACACAAGCUAGAAAUGUUUUUUCAAAGAACUCGGAAAUGCAAUUUCAGUAGAAAUUUUGUGUGAACGCUGAAGAGCCAAAGCCGAAUUGAAAUGCUAACAGUUAGCACGUCGGCCAACAAAAAAUGGCAGCAAACUGAAUUAAAAGGGCUAGCAUGCUAACAGUACUGUGCUAACAGUGGCAUUGGCACUCAGCAUCAAGGGUUGGAAUUGGGGGUUAAUUCGCCAAAAUGAUUCCUGAGCGCGGCCACCGCUGCUUCUCACUGCUCCCCUCACCUUGCAUGGGGUGGAGCAAGGGUAUGGGUCAAAUGCAGAGGUUAAUUUCACCACACCUAGUAUGUGUGUGACUAUCAGUGGUACUUUUUAAUGUUUGCAGGUAGCGUUAGUGUAAUACCGAAAAAUAUGACACUGAGGUGUAUACCUUCUAAACUAGCUACAUAAUCGAGCAUGCUAAUUUCAGCAUGCUGAAAUGUUAAUUGUAACAAAAUAUAUUACUUUGAGGUGUGUACCUGUUGCUAAGGUUAGCACGCAUCAAGCACCAAAAUAGGAUUAAGGUGUAUGCAUACAAAAUUUGCUAAAAAAAUGUUUAAAAAAAAUAAACAGCAUACUAACGUUAGCAAUUGUCAAGUAACAAAAUAUUUGACGCUGAGGCGUAAAAUUAGCUAAAAAAAAAAAUCCAGCCUGCUAAUGUGCGCAUACUAAAAUGCUAACUGUAACAUGCGCCAAGUCCCAAAAUAUUUUACUUUAAGGCCGUGGUCCCCAACCACCGGGCUGCGGCCGGUUACCGGUCCGUGGAUCGAUUGGUACCGGGGCGCACAAGAAAUUUAAAAAAAAUGUUUUUUUAAUUAUUUUUAUUUUUAUUAUUUUUAUUAAAUCAACAUAAAAAACACAAGAUACACUUACAAUUAGUGCACUAACCCAAAAACCUCCCUCCCCCAUUUACACUCAUUCACACUCAUUCACACAAAAGGGUUGUUUCUUUCUGUUUUUUAAUAUUUAUGGUUCCUACAUUAUAUAUCAAUAUAGUUCAAUACAGUCUGCAGGGAUACAGUCCGUAAGAACACAUGAUUGUAUUUCUUUAUGACCCAAAAAUAAAUAAAUAAAAUAAAAUACCAACCCCCCCCCCC